CUUCCAGCUUCCUUCUCGGGGUCAGCUGUCGCUCCCUAAACUAGGUCACCCACCAUUCAGGGCCGUGAAGGGAAGCGUGUGGCGUUAUCUGUCGUAGUAGCACACUCACUGAUUUGUCAUUGUGUUCAAGUGUUCGCACCACCCUUGUUUACGAUAACAGCUGAUUGUGUGUUGCUCUCUGCCCGGUUAUCAGCCCAAUCAGUCUCUCUCCCAAGUCACACCUGACGCACACUGGUAUUCCCUAGAAGCAGCCCUGAAGCCUCCACUUCAGUGGAAGUGUGGCGGCGAUACUCAGAAAUCAGGCGGCUUCACAAGGCCAUUUUUGAGUUACAUGCGAAACUUGACCUCUCAGGGCAGGUGCCACCCUUCCCUCGGGCCACCAUCCUCAACAGGUUUGAAGCUGAGGUGGUUGAGGCACGGCGACAGGCAACACUCAGUCUUCUAAAGUUCAUCGGCCAGCAUAGUCCUUUGUUCACUUCAGAGCCAUUUACAAGCUUCUUCCAGAAUGAUGAAAAAAAGGCUGGAGGACACUUUAAGGAGAAAAGGAAAGGAUCCAAAGGAAGGUCAAAGGAGGCAGAGAGCUUGGCUACAACACUGGGAAUCCAAGACAGUUCGUCCCUUUACUCGCAGCUAAGUGAAUCCGAUGAUGACUUGAGUUUGUGCUCCAACCCUGACCUUGCUUGUCUGCCCAUCCCAGCACCUUCUUGUCAUAACCUUGCUGAACCUGAAGGAUCUGUAGGUUCUGUUGGUGCUUGUGAACCCAAUAGUAGGAGUGCUGCAUUAACAAAAUCAAGAAUGAAGAAUGGUGCUGUAAGACGUCCUGGAAUCCCAGAGGAAUCUCAGAGAAAAGUUCUCAGUAAAACUUUGCAAGAAAGUCAUCAUGCACAGAAAAACACUGAACAAAUAAUUAAAGACAAAGUGAUUCAUAGCCAAAACGUGGAACAUUACCCCAAUAGCAGUGUUGAUGAUAGUGUAUUUGAAUUCCUGCAAAACAACCCCAACAUGCAUUUUGUAGAUACAACAGACCUCAGUGAGAAACAUAUCAUUAACUCAUCCAUAUCCAGCUCAUCAUCUCUUUCAUAUUGUGUAUAUGAAAACCCAGUACAUGAUUCUCCUUCACAUCACGAUCCCCACUACAUGGAGCCACAGCCAUCCGAAGAAGCUGUGUCUGCCAUCCUCCAUCCACCUCCACCCCCUGACACAGCCAAACCAGUCAAUGCCUCUGUUAGGAAGAGUUCAGUGCCUCUCACCCCCCUUACACCCCUCACCACGACUGUGACUCCGUUUGUCCCAACACACAAAACCCCUAGCCCUCAGGAAGUAGCCAGUAGUCAGUAUAUCUUUAUUGCAGCACAGCAAAUUAGUGAAGCACAGCAACAUGAGAAGCAGAAGGACUACAAGAAAGCUUUAAAUAUGUACCGAGAAGGAGUGGGUACGCUACUUCAGGGAGUUCAAGCUGGUACUUCUGUGGACCAAACUAAAAAACAAGGUGAUAAUGAUGGGGGUCGAAGAGAUGCAGUGAAAAGGAAAACAGCUCAGUACUUGCAGCGUGCAGAGCAGCUGGUGGCCAGACUCACACGCAAAGACAAAAAGCGAGACCAGUUCCUGGAUGGCCCUACAGCUGAGCUCAGCCAUGAUGGGGAGGGAGACUUGAAGUGUCGUGCCACUGACCUUCAAAGGUAUAGGGUGGCUGGGUCUACUGGAUCUGUUAUCAUUGCCACAGACACUUCCAAUGGAGACACAGUGGCUAUCAAGAUCCUCAUGAAAAGUGGGAGUGGGAGAGAAGACAGUUGUGCCAAGAGGAGUGCCAUUCAUGGUGCCUGUGAUUCGCUAUCACGAGACAGACACAGCCAUUUACUUGGUUCUUAAAUUUAUAAGGUAAUGUAUGUUUUUAACUUUUUACAUUCUGCUUAUUAGAAUCAAAUGUCAAAUUAGAAUUCUGUUGUGAAUAUGAGUCUUUGUAUGUGCUCAUUAUCUAUGAUCCCUGUCAUAUGCAAUAUCAAAAACUAAUUCAAUUUUCGUGUGGCUUGUCAGUAUGUGUUAUAGUACAGAGAAACUCACGAGAGCUAGGCAGCUUUCCACGUAGCAUCUGCAAGUAUUCAUUUUACCAUUGUUACACAAUCAUGAACUUUUCCGAACAAUAAUCUAUGAUUGAUCUGCAAUCGAUUUUUUUUUAGGAAUGUAAUCCAAUCAUAUAGCGAGCGAUGCCUGUAAUGUAUGUGUUAACCUAAUG
Eriocheir sinensis (Chinese mitten crab) is the source of this 2233-nucleotide messenger RNA. RefSeq names its product ribosomal protein S6 kinase delta-1-like. The transcript is spliced from 9 exons. The record is from RefSeq and is a predicted model, not a curated record. Bases 796 to 1869 code for a protein of 357 amino acids. Gene Ontology annotation, molecular function: phosphatidylinositol binding. Lineage: Eukaryota; Metazoa; Arthropoda; Malacostraca; Decapoda; Varunidae.